AAUGUGUUCUUUUAAAAUCAAUCUAUUCGGGGAAAAUCAUUUUGCUUGGUGCAUGAUCUAGGUCACUUUCGUCGAGUUAUCGAAAAAUCGAAAAACAUCGUGGUGUUCGAUUAAUCGAGGAUCUCGAUAUUUGCAGCUGGUCGUCUCUGUUCAGAACAGUAGACAGUAACCAAGAAGUGAUCACAAAACGAAUUCUUUUUUUUGUUUUUUCUUCGGUGUUCUGACAUUGACUUGAAAAAUUCGUGUAUCAACGGGAUCGAGGAACAUUUUGCAUCGUGCAUUCACAGAACAUUGUUAACCUAACCUCGACCAAAUAUUCAUUUCCGAAUUACGAACAAAUAUACCACAAACGUACUAUUUCUUUCUCUUUCUCUCCUUCCUCUUUUUCUCUUUUUCCUCUUUUUCUCUCCUUCUCUUAGUUUCUAAUAUUUUUCUAUUUAUCCGCUCUGUUUUUCCUUUUCCUGUUUUACUUGAGAGUAUAUAUGGUAGUGCGUAGUAGGUAUUAAAAUAGUAGUACAAUUGUUGAUAAAAGAGAGCUGCUAACUAAAUUUAGGGAUAGUGCGCAAAGUGUUCGAAGAAUUUAUGUUAAAAUAGAAGAUACGGUCGUGGCGAAAUUUUCUGUUGCGACCGACGACGAAGAAAGCAAAAUUUCGAAGAUUCACGGUCUAUGAGCGCCAAGGGCCAAGAGGACCCUGGGGAAGAUCACGCUUCCAGUUUUUGAAGACCGAGGAUCGCUUUGCGCCUUUCACGGAACGGUAGGAGCAGAAAGCCCUUGCAGCGACAUGAAGCGUGCAGUUGCCAAAAAGUUGAUUGAACGAUAUUUUUAUCAGUUAACCGAUGGAUGUGGUAAUCCUGAUUGUGACAAUCAAAACUGUGCAUCAAGUGGUAAGGUUACAAACCUUACUCCAAACCAAGCUGCUGCACAGGCUAUUCAGUUAUUUUCACAAGAAGCAAGACUUUGCGAUGGUACUCAACCAAGUAAAGUUGCUCGAACCACUUUAGAGCCAGGACCUGCAUCCUUAGCUAUGAGUUUACCAGUUAAAAAUGUGAAUCCAACAUGUUCGGAUGAAGCAGGAAAACAGGAUCCAUAUCUCACAGAAGCAAAAUUAUUGGAAAUAAUAGAAAGAUGUAAAUCAGAAGGGUCAUAUUCGUUAUUAAUCCGCACGUUGGGAGAAGUAUUUUCAUGUGCUAAGGCACUGAGCCUUAGUUUUCAAAAAACUGUAAAAAAUGACUCUCCAUUGGCUGCCCUUCUUGAUAGAGCCUCGGAUACUUUAUUAAGGCCACCCGGAGACAUGGACAAAGAAGCAAUUCGAUCUAUUCAAGGAGAAGACAAAGAAGAAGAUAGCAGUGAACCAUCGCCUACAGUUCCUAAUAACGAUGAUACCAGCGUCGAUUUACCAGCUGUGCGACGAGCUUUUGCCGCUCUUUGGUCAUUACCGGGAGAAGCAUUUAAAUCCGCUUUGGUCAAUGCACUAGUCACUUUGGCAGACAAUAUUGAAUUAGAUCUGAGGGUAUUUCGCAUAAUGCCGUGGGAUAACAUGGACAGCUUGUUGAACGUGUUUUUAAUAGUGUUUGAAAUUCCUAUGCUCGGGAAUAGCGAAUAUUUGGAACUUGCCUUUCAUAUGCUUUGCAAGGCGCUAAGCUGUUUUCCUAUUGUAGCACAAGCUAAACUGGCUCGUGUAUGGGCUAAACAUUGUAAAUCUCGACUUCCAAGUAUUUUGCAAGCUCUACAGGAAUUAAUAACGGUUAAGGUAAUAGGAGGAUCAUUCACUCGGGAUUACUGUGUACAAGAUGCGGAUACUAUUACAGCACCUACGAAAGUUAUGAAAAUUCUCUACUAUGCAAGUAUGUUAUCUGGUGAAUUGGAUGAACCUGACUUAAAUAUGGAUGAAGAUGUUGAAUCUACUAGUAAUGAUAAAUCUGUAAGAUCAUCGUCAUCGCAAAUUCCUCAAGAUCCGUUAGCUAAAGAAUUAGGAAUAACCGUGUUGGAUGCGAGGAAACCAUUUAUACCUUUUACCGAUUUUUACAAUGAACCGCUUAGCGAUGCGAUAGAAAUGGAUAAGGAUUUUGCAUACUACAAAAGCGAAGAACCUAUGAAAUUUAGCUUUAUGAAUUACGCUUUUAUUCUCACGCCUGCUACAAAGACACUGGGCUUAUAUUAUGAUAAUCGUAUCAGAAUGUAUAGUGAACGUCGAAUGAGCUUUUUACAAACUAUCGUUGGACAUCCUACUAACCCUUAUUUAAGAUUAAAGGUGAGGAGAGAUCGUUUGAUAGAUGAUGCAUUAGUCGAAUUACAAAUGAUCGCGGUGGAACAUCCGCUAGAUCUUAAAAAGCAAUUAGUCGUUGAAUUUGAAGGUGAACAAGGAGUAGAUGAGGGUGGAGUUUCCAAAGAAUUCUUUCAAUUAAUCGUAGAAGAAAUUUUCAAUCCUGAUUAUGGCAUGUUCAUAACUCAGGAAGAUACGCAAAUGACGUGGUUCAAUCCAACAUCGUUUGAAAGCGACGCACAUUUCACAUUAAUAGGCGUUGUACUUGGCCUAGCAAUAUAUAAUAACGUAAUACUCGAUGUACAUUUUUCAAUGGUAGUUUAUCGAAAAUUGCUCGGUAGGAAAGGAUGCUUCGCCGAUCUAGAGGAUUGGAGUCCAACGUUAUACCGAACACUGAAAGAACUAAUGGAUUAUACCGGAGAUGAUAUGUCAGAAACAUUCAUGCAAACCUUCAAAGUGGCUUACAAGGACGUAUUUGGUUCGAUAACGUUUCACGACCUGAAAGAAAAUGGAGAUGAAAUAUUUGUAACACAAGAGAACAAAAAGGAAUUCGUAGAUCACUAUGCAGACUUCUUACUUAAUAAAUCAGUAGAAAGGCAAUUCAAAGCGUUCAGAUGUGGUUUCCAAAUGGUUACAGAUGAAAGUCCACUCGCGUUACUUUUCAGACCUGAAGAAAUCGAACAAUUGGUUUGCGGCAGUAAGGUUUUCGAUUUUGCGGAAUUGGAAGCAGCUACAGAAUACGAAGGUGGUUAUACCGUUGACAGCGAGGCGGUACGUAAUUUCUGGCGCGUUGCUCAUUCGUUACCACCGGAAAGUCAACGAAGACUUCUCCAAUUUACGACCGGAAGUGAUAGAGUACCGGUUGGUGGUUUGUCAAGGCUUAAGAUGGUUAUUGCCAGACAUGGUCCAGACUCUGAUAGGCUACCAAUAGCGCAUACGUGCUACAACGUACUACUGUUACCGGACUACAGUACGAUAGAGAAAUUACAAGAUCGUUUAUUGAAAGCAAUUAAUUAUUCAAAGGGUUUCGGCAUGCUAUAAAUGUGCAUAAAAGCUUCGAUAUCUUUCCCAGUCUUUCAGAGUACAUCGAGCCCUGUUUAUGGUGUUCGAAAUGCCCUCCUCUCGCCCCGCUACGUGGACGUAUAUUUAUUUAAAAUUGUGCAAACGCGUGUGAACGCGCGCUGAGAAUUCCCCUUUCUGCUUUUGUAAGACGAUCCAUUGAGAAAGAAAAACCGAAAUCACCCUUUGAUACACCGAAAAUACCUCGCAAUCGAUCGUUGUCCUCCAGUGUGUUUUCCCUUCAAUGCAAACGGCAACUGGAAUCGCUGUUGUAAAAAAAAAAAAAAUACAAAAUUUUUUUGCAAUAACAUACUUCGAAACUUUCUUGCAUCUGUGUGUUAUUUCAAGCGUAACAAAGCACAUUAACACACCUCAAUAAAGUUUCACUAGGUUUGGAUAAUUCACUCUUUCCUGCGACUUUCGUCAUAUCAAUUCACUUCAGAUUUGUUUCAGACUUGCUUGAAUUUAGUUCAUCCAAAGAGAACAGCGUUACGCAGUGCACACAGCUUGAAAAAUAAUAGUGAGAUGCGCGACUGUGAUGAGUGCGAAAGUGAGCCGAUAAACGAUCGGCCAGAAGUUUGUAGAAAUAUGUAUUUGUAGGCUUAGUGAAUCCUAUAGUUGAUAUUUUACGCUGCAAGCAAGCCGAGAAAUAGCCCUUUUGGACAUUCGUCGUCGCCAACGCUGUACACAAAACAUUUUAUACGGCAAAAGAAAAGCACAGAAGAAUUAUGAUAACUGUUUCUUUUUUCUCUUCUUUUUCGCGUUUGUAUGCAAUUUUCGUUCUCGAUUGCUACUUGUAUCACACUUUUAUCUUGACGAAUGCGAGUAAAUAGUUGAUCUAUACAUAUAUGUAUACAUAUUAUAUAUAUAUAUAUAUAUACAUAGAGGAGAACGAGUUUGUAUAAAUAAAUUUGUAAACGGAGAAAGUAUCUGAAGAAAACUGCUCCAUGUUGUCGGCUGUCCGAUUCUUGGUCACGUGACAAUAAAACUUCUAUCGAAUAAUUCGUGCGUCGUUUAUUUUCGCAACGAUUUAGCGAUUUAAGAGAUCUUAUCAAAUGAGUCCACAUUGUAUACAUAUGGUUUGAUUGUCAAGUGACACGUGAAUGCGCGUCGGAUUUCAUGCGUUUUCAUCUUGCAUGUAAACGUCUCGUUUCGAGGAUGGAUCGAAAUGAAAAUUAACUGAUUAUUACCGUCAUCGCGUACGACAAAUAAUUUUAAUAAAAUUGUAACCGUGUGUGUCCAGGAAAAAUUGUUGCUGAUUAUGUGUACCGACUGUGGUUCAGCUGCGACUAGCCGUGUGUCCUGUUUUACGAAUAUGAACGACAUACAAAAUCAGAACAAUUUCGAUUUUGUACCAAAGUCUUAUUAUAACGAGAAAUGGCAUCUGGAUAAUAAAUGUCUUUCUCAUAAUCAAGUAAACAUACGAUAGAGAAUAAUCGAAACGAUUUAACAGUUUACCUACUAUUAGGAGAGAUAUGCAAUAGUUUCCAUUAGUUUUAAAGAGAUUUUCUUUGUUAUUUUAUAAGUAAUAUUGUUUGUACACUACUUAUGUGUAGACAACUGGAACUUUUGCAUACUCUUAAUGAAAUUAAUCAAUAAGCCUUUGAUCGUUAAUUAUUCAGCUGUAAGUCAAUUGAAAUACUAUAAUUUAAGUGUAUUAUGAUUAAAAUGGAUUACUUUACAA
Messenger RNA from Osmia bicornis bicornis, 5007 nucleotides. It is a transcript of the gene Ube3a, whose product is annotated as ubiquitin-protein ligase E3A. NCBI's taxonomy places the organism in Eukaryota, Metazoa, Arthropoda, Insecta, Hymenoptera, Megachilidae. The transcript is spliced from 12 exons. The record is from RefSeq and is a predicted model, not a curated record. Bases 783 to 3305 code for a protein of 840 amino acids. Gene Ontology annotation, biological process: protein polyubiquitination. Gene Ontology annotation, molecular function: ubiquitin protein ligase activity.